AUGCAUGACAAAACUGGUAAGCCAAUCAUGGAGUGGGAUGGUAUCUUCAUAUGUUGUAACAAGGUGUUUCUAUGUGAAUCAAAACACAAAAUGACCGAAGAAAAGAUUACCAUGCUUGUUAAAAGAUUAAUGGAGUUUUCAAAUAAACUGGAGGUAACGAAAGAUUUCGAAUUCAAGAAAUUAUUGGGUAUGGAACGAAUUGGAGUCGCUUGUGCCACAUUUUUUCCGAGAGAACUAAGUGUGAAUGAACUUGGAUUAGUCGUUGCAUAUCCAGGAGGUGGCCGUUAUUGUGUAGAAGUACCCUCCAAAAUAUAUGGAUGUCAUAAAUGGUGUAAUUAUUUAUUAUUUGUACUGUAG
Rhizophagus irregularis DAOM 181602=DAOM 197198 is the source of this 357-nucleotide messenger RNA. RefSeq lists its product as uncharacterized. NCBI's taxonomy places the organism in Eukaryota, Fungi, Glomeromycota, Glomeromycetes, Glomerales, Glomeraceae. The record is from RefSeq and is a predicted model, not a curated record.